AUGGCGAAGUGGAGUUUCAUUUUUCUCGUCUCUCUUCUCCUCGCCGCCGCCCAUAAGGCGGCGGCUGCUAGGGUUCUUCCAGGUGAUAACGCCGCCGGCGCGGGUCUGACUGACCAGAAGAACUUCGUCACCGUCGGUGGUGUCGGGGGCUACUCCGGCGUCGGCAACAACGGCAUUCCGUUCGGCGGCGUCGGCGCCGGCGUGGGUACCGGCGGCGACAUCGGUGGGUCCAACGGGUUCAGCGGCGUCGGUGGGGUGAUCGGAACUGGGCCCAACGGUGGGCUGGGCGGUACUGUGGGUACCAUCCCUGGAGGUUUUGUGAACUUUGGCGGGCCUGGAGGUGGCGGGCUGGGCGGCGCCGGAACCAUCCCUGGAGUCGGCGGACUUGGCAGUGGCGGGCUGGGCGGCGCCGGAACCAUCCCUGGAGUUGGCGGGCUUGGCGGUGGCGCGCUGCCGUCUCCUUAA
Messenger RNA from Striga asiatica, 465 nucleotides. NCBI's taxonomy places the organism in Eukaryota, Viridiplantae, Streptophyta, Magnoliopsida, Lamiales, Orobanchaceae. The record is from the annotation of a GenBank genome assembly.